Eupeodes corollae is the source of this 3283-nucleotide messenger RNA. RefSeq names its product DENN domain-containing protein 1B. Bases 347 to 3136 code for a protein of 929 amino acids. Gene Ontology annotation, biological process: endocytic recycling; endocytosis. Lineage: Eukaryota; Metazoa; Arthropoda; Insecta; Diptera; Syrphidae. Gene Ontology annotation, cellular component: cytosol; intracellular membrane-bounded organelle. The transcript is spliced from 11 exons. Gene Ontology annotation, molecular function: guanyl-nucleotide exchange factor activity; phosphatidylinositol phosphate binding. The record is from RefSeq and is a predicted model, not a curated record.
GUUUCUUGUUUCACACAAUUAAUAAAUUUUUUGGCACUUGAAUUAUUUUACGUGAACCGUGACGAGAAGUUAAAGUAAAGUGAGCGUAGUUAACUUCUGUGUUUUCGUCAAUUUUUCUAAAUUUAUAUUUUUCCAAUUAAAUUAAAAGAAAACCUUUCAUCAAAAUCUAACAAAAUCCAUAUUAAAAAGUCAAUUAAAUUCUCCCCAAAUCAUAAAAAACACGAUACAAAUUGUGCGUAGAAUGUUGAAAAAUUGUGAAUUAAAAUAAUAGCAAAUUACAAUCCCCGUCGUCAUCGUCGUCGCACAUCAGGUCUCCGUGUCCGUCCUCCUCCUUCUUCUUUGCAAUAUGAGUUCAAGAAUCAAGGAGGAUGUGAAAAAAAUAUUCGAGUUCUGGUGCGAAGUGACACGAGUCAAGGAUCCAGCUUCAAAAAACUCUGGUGUAAUCAUCGAAUCGUUUCCGGAGAGUUUCAACGAUCAAGAGAUCAUAUCGAAAAUCCCAGAUUUUGCUUAUCCCUGUGAUUGUGAAAGUGAAUCUGUUGAAACUUAUUCAUUUGUGUUAACGAGUGAAGUUUGGCGUUUUGGCUUUUGUCGUCAUGACCCAAAGACAGAAACGGCUAUGGUCAUCAUCACCUACCUGCCAUGGCAUGAUACGUUCCUUAAGCUAAUGGGAGUGCUGGUAACCCUGCGGCGAAAUGAUAAUUCCAACUUCCAAACAUUUCUAUCCGAAGCUUAUAACAGAGGUGUUCCCGAUCUCGGCGGUACUUUGAAUAUCUUUUACAAUGGUGGACGUGAUCAUUUUACGUUCCAAAGACCAUUGCAGUUCAAAUUACCAAGUAUUCCCGAUAACCACAAUUUAAGUCUCUAUUAUAACUUUGCGACUCCAAAGAACAUGAUAUCAGUAUUCGCUUCUAUGUUAGCGGAACGUAGAAUAAUUUUUACAUCACGAAGUUUGGAUAAAUUGUCGUCUUGUGUGCAAGCGGCCAAUGCCUUUCUAUAUCCAAUGGUGUGGCAACAUAUUUUUAUUCCACUUCUUCCAAUGAAACUCAAGGACUUCUUGAGUGCUCCGAUGCCCUAUUUAAUUGGAGUACCUGAAGCAGUACUCGAAACUAUGACACCGGAAGAAUUGGGUGAAGUUGCAAUUUUAAACUGUGAUACAAAAAUAUUCGAGAGCCCAUUCGAUGAUGUGCACGAUAUGCCACCAGAGAUAGUCUCGCAUUUAAAGAAACACUUAAAUAAUAGUAAUUCCCAUGAGCAUGUCAACGAUCGUGUUUCGAAGAUAUUUUUGGGAGUUUUAGUGCAAUUAAUUGGAGGCUGGCGAGAUGCUGUAGAAUUUGGCGAUAAGAAAACAUUCAAUCGAGAUCGUUUCAUCGAAACACGGCCACAUCAUUUGAGGCCGUUCUUAGGCCGAAUGAUGGAUUUACAAUUAUUCCAACAAUUCAUUGAUGAACGAUUGCAAAUGCUCAAUACUGGUUUAGGAUUUUCCGAUGAAUUCGAAUUGGAAACUGUGAGAUAUUCGGAGAAGAUAAAGAAACGGGGGAGAAAUUAUUAUUUCUUGAAAAAUGUCAAAGAUAGGCUUUUAUUAAGAACAAUAUGGAUGAAGAGACUAAAAGCGACUAAUCCAGCUGUUAAAUCUGCUGUGAAAUCGGUGAAAGAAGGCUCUCGGGGAGUGAAGACAGCUUACAAAGAUCUCAAGUCGAAAUUCCGUGACAUAACACCACCGAAUACGAAUUUCCAAUCGCACGUAUCGAGUUCACAUCACGACGGUAUCGAUGGCCUCAGUGGCAGAAAGGCUGGGCCCCAUUCGGCGCCAAGUUCGCCGAUCUUCAAUAAGCGAAGUGGUUUCGCCUAUGCUACGCCCGAUGUAAUCAGCGGAGCAGCCACUGCCAUUCGAAAACCACUGGCCAUGUCAAGUUCAAAUUCGAAAAUCACACAGAAUGGUUUCGCCAACUAUGCGAACAGUGCUCCUGUCUACAAUAAUCACCUCGAUACGAGUCCAACAAUAAGUCCGGCUGGUUCGAUGUGUUCGUCGGAGAUGAAUCUCUCCCAAGAGCUGCAGAAUCAUCCGCUCUUCAAGAGUCCAACGGUCGAUAGAAGUCUAAAGCCCAGUAGCAGUCUAGAUCUUAACUACCGAUCAAGUGCUGUUAAAAGUGGUGCUCCAAUUGUUCGUACACUGCCUCCACAUAACAAUCAUCAUUACCAUCAAUACCACAACCAUUAUUCCCAUUCACCGGCGCAGCAGGCGCCAGCACCCCCAAUCAUGACUAGUACUUCUACGACUACCACCACAAGCAGUCAACAACAAGUGGCACAAGCACAAACUCCCAACCAACCAAAUAGUCAUCGAUCAGUUGUUGUUGGUGGACAAAAAUAUAACAACAACACAAACAACACAAUUCAAGAGGAACGGCAAUCGGUGGUGUGUAAAUUUGUGACAACAGAUUCUGCGUUUGAUAGUCCGCCAAAUAUGAUGUCACCACCGGUGCCGCCACGUCGGAAUGGGGGUGUGGGACUCCGUAGGCACACAUCGUCGCGGACCGAACGCACUUGGAUUGGAUUCGAUGGUCCGGCAAAUGGUCAGCCGCCAGUUCCGGCACCGCGACUUAAAAAAGAGAAACAAAGGCAAGGAUAUCCCAUCACCCAUUCAGCCAGCCACACAGCUGUGAUGAAUGAUCUUAUAUCGCUGGACGAUAGCAGUAGCACAAGUUUUGAUCUGGAAGACUUCGAUCCACUGAAUCAAAAUGCCAAACCAUUGCCAACAUCAACAGCAUCAUCAACGAUGGCAUUGAAAACACGUUUUCUAGCACCACCACCGCCGCCACAUGCUUCGCCUGCUGGCCAGAGUACAAAAUCCACAACGCUUCCAGCUUCAUCAGCCUCGAAUAUAUCCGGUGUAAGCAAUCCUCUCUAUCCCUACUUUACACCACAACAUCGAAGUACCCUGCCAUCGGACAUGAAUGGCACCAACAACGCCAGGGAUGAUGAUUUCGAACUCUUACGCAAAUAUGGUCUUGAUCAGUUUUCCUUUACAAGCGAACCCAGCACUUCAAGUGGAUUGAGUAGCUCAACUUUGAAUAGAAUGCCACAGGCAACGGCUACCGCCGCCGCCAGUAUGAAUAAUUGGACAACUUUUGAAUAAUUCAAAUUAUUAUUUAGUAUGACUGUGUGUGUAAGAUAGAUUAAAAACAACAAAAAAACCAUAAUGCUUUAAACAAUGUUCUUGUUAAAUUAUCUGUAAUUAUAUAAUAUAUAUAUUUUUUUUUGUUUCAAAAAAAAGUUAUUUAAA